AUGACUCCCGAACAGAUCAAGAUUAUCUCACAGACUGUUCCAGUGGUGCAACAAUAUGGAGGAACUAUUACCACGGUCUUUUACAAGAACAUGUUACAUGCGCAUCCAGAGUUGAAAACUGUUUUCAACUCCACCAAUCAGAAGACCGGACAUCAAGCAAAAGCACUUGCAGCUGCCCUUUAUGCAUAUGCAGCCAACAUCGAAAAUCUGGAUGUUCUCGGCCCGGCGCUGGAGUUGAUUUGCCAAAAGCAUGCAUCUCUUUACAUAACACCCGAGCAGUAUAGAAUAGUCGGCAAGUUUCUUUUACAAGCAAUGCAAGAGGUUCUAGGUGACGUAUUCACGCCACAAGUCCAGGAUGCCUGGGGCUCUGCUUACUGGCAACUGGCCAACCUUAUGAUCACAAAGGAGUCCAGCCUGUACGAGCAGAACUCAGACUGGAAAACAUGGAGAGACUUUCGAAUUGCCAGGAUUGAGCCAGAAUCAACCGAGAUCAAGUCUUUCUAUCUAGAGCCUGUCGACGGAAAACCCCUACCGAAGUUUACUCCCGGGCAAUAUAUUUCCAUCAGACUCUACGUGCCGCGAUUAAACUACACCCAAGACCGACAAUAUUCACUAAGCGAUAAGCCAAAUCCCAGGUAUUACCGAAUUAGUGUCAAACGUGAAGAUGGUCUAUCCCCGAAAUUAAGUGGUCCAGAAGAUACAUCUGGCUAUGUCUCUUAUCUUCUCCAUGACAUGGAAGUUGGAAAGGUAGUGCAACUGUCUCACCCUCGGGGCGAUUUCUUCUUGCAAAAUAUAGACGCUACCCAUCCAGUUGUUCUUAUUGCUGCUGGAGUCGGAAUUACGCCUCUACUAUCGAUGUUCGUUCAAAUCGUGGAAAACUUGGUCAAAGUCAAUCGCAAGGUACAUUUAAUCCACGCGGCACGAGAUACUGCUUCUCGAGCCUUCAAAGAUGCUAUUCAAAAGGUAGGCCGAGGAUAUCCGACUGUUAAAACCACUUUUUUUAUCGAAAGGCCCGAGGAUAGCCAUCUAGGUUGCACUCGUAUCGGUCGGGUUGACUUACAGCGGCUUCAUGCACAAAAUGAUCUCUUCCUCGACAAUCAUGAAACCGAGUACUAUAUCUGCGGACCUCCUCCAUUCAUGCAGAGUCUAAGAGAUUCUCUGCUUACGUUAGGGGUAGAUAAAAGGCGUAUUAAAAUGGAACUUUUUGGCACUGGAGGACCUGAUGUCGCCACAGAUAAUAGACCCCAGGCCAAUCUAUAG
Talaromyces proteolyticus is the source of this 1260-nucleotide messenger RNA. RefSeq names its product globin-like protein. Gene Ontology annotation, molecular function: heme binding; FAD binding; nitric oxide dioxygenase [NAD(P)H] activity. The transcript has a single exon. Lineage: Eukaryota; Fungi; Ascomycota; Eurotiomycetes; Eurotiales; Trichocomaceae. The coding region runs from base 1 to 1260 and encodes 419 amino acids. The record is from RefSeq and is a predicted model, not a curated record. Gene Ontology annotation, cellular component: intracellular anatomical structure. Gene Ontology annotation, biological process: cellular response to nitrosative stress; nitric oxide catabolic process.